AUGGAGAGUGGACAGAGGAGACCUCGGAAAGGUCGCAAGCUGGGUUCCAGCCGCCGGAGGCAGACACGAGAGCCGGCAGAUGGCCAGGACGCAUCAGGGGACGCCGCGCCAGGGUCCUGGCCGUCCCAGGCCUCUGUGGAGGUGCAGCGCUUCCUCCGGGACUGUGGCGCCCAGGACAGAGGCUUCGUCACCCGUGAUGACCUGGCGGUGGCCAAGUUCAGCUUCCUGGGCAGCGAGGAGGCGCCUGAGAGGAUCUUCGACUGGGUGGACACGGAGCAGCAGGGACGCCUCUCCCUGGAUGAGUUCAGCUCCGGGCUGGAGAGCAUCCUUGGCUCCCUCGAGAGCUCCCCAGGGCUCCACAGACGGAGGACCCGGGUGCCCCUGCCCCAUGGCCCGGGGCCUGAGGAGGCUGACGCCCAGAAGGAGAUGUUCUCUGCGUUCAUGGAGCAGUGGGGCACCGGCACCUCGUUUCCCGACGAGGCCGAGGUGUGGCCGCUCUGGCAGAAACUAAGGCAGGAGGAGGCCCCGCUGGCCGGCAACCUGGAGGGCUUCCUGGCCACCAUGAACAGCCGCCUGCAGGAGGCUCGGGAUGACAAGGAGGUUCUGGAGCUGGCCCUGAGGAAGUGUGACUCGGACCAUCACCGCAAGGUGCAGCAGCUCUACGAGGAGAUGGAACAGCAGCUCCACCAGGAGAAACAGCAGCUGCAGGCCAAGAGCGAGUCCCGGGACUUGGCCCUCAGCUCCCAGAUGCAGGCCGCCCUGGAGGCCAAGGAGCGUGAGACGCAGCGGCUGGCCGAGGCCCAGAGAGAGCUGGAGGCCCGGAUGCAGCAGCUCAGCGCCUCUCAGCAGCAGGCCAGCUCCGAGCAGCGGCAGCUCCAGGAGGCCGAGCGUGACCUGGCCAGGCAUCUGGAAGAGGUGCAGGGGCAGCUGCAGGUGACCAGGAGGCAACUGACCACCUCCAGGGGCCAUGUGUCCUGGCAGAUGGAGGAGAAACAGAGGGACCCUGGAGCAGGCGAGCGACAGGCCGCAACCCCUCAGGAGGUGUCCCCUGUGGAGGCACCCUUGCCCGGGGUGUUUGGGGACAACGAGGACUGGGAGCAGCUCCUGGGCAGCUUCAGUGCCCCCGAAGGAGCCCUGCAGAUCUGCUGGAGCCCACCCCCGAGCCCUGCCAGCCCCUCCGCGCCCCGCGUGGUCAGGCAGAUCUCCAUUUCCGAGGCCCAGGCUCUGCCCUGCACCCAGGGCCCACCACCCCCUGCUCGGGCAGAGGUGGAAGGCCCUGCUGUCCCCCAAGGCGCUCGGUCCCAGGAGCUGACCCCCAGGCUCCCUGCUGUUGCCGAGACAAGAGCCCUGCCCGGGCCCGCACGCAUAGCUGCUGGCACCGAGGGAGACAGACGUCCCCCGGAGUCCAAGCCGGAAGACCCCGGGACGACGGGCUCCGUGGGGCAGACGGGGCAGAAGCCAUCCACAGGGGCCACCCCGGGGACUGACCCCGACCACGUCUUCCAUGUCGUCUUCCUGGGAGACUCGAGCGUCGGCAAGACUUCCUUCCUGCACCUGCUGCAUCACGAUCGCAUCCCCUCCGGGCUGACAGCCACCGUGGGAGUCGACUUCCGGGUCAAGACCGUGCUGGUGGACAAUGAGACCUUCGCACUGCAGCUCUGGGACACGGCCGGCCAGGAGAGGUACCACAGCGUGGCACACCACCUGCUCCGCAAGGCCGACGCGGCAGUACUCAUGUACGACAUCACCUCGUGGGACAGCUUCGCCCACGUGCGCUCCUGGCUCAGCUGCCUGCAGGAGGCUGGGUGCGACAGAGCGGCCAUCCUUCUCCUGGGAAACAAGACGGACUGUGAGGAGGCUCGGCAGGUGCCCACGGAGGCGGGACAGCAGCUGGCCCAGGAGCUGGGCGCCACCUUCGGAGAGUGCAGUGCCACCCUGGGCCACAACAUCCUGGAGCCCGUGGUGAGCCUGGCACGGUCACUCAAGGUGCAGGAGGACCGUCUGAAGGGCGGCCUGGUGGAGGUGGCCGGCCCCCAGCCCCCGCCCAAAGCUGGUUGCUGCCCCUGA
Molecule: messenger RNA, 2067 nt
Organism: Sorex fumeus (smoky shrew)
Lineage: Eukaryota; Metazoa; Chordata; Mammalia; Eulipotyphla; Soricidae
Gene: RAB44
Product: RAB44, member RAS oncogene family
Exons: 14
Coding region: 1-2067 (688 amino acids)
Molecular function (GO): GTP binding; GTPase activity
Source: RefSeq, a predicted model, not a curated record